CCUGGCAAGUGUCUUUUAAAGAUUGAAAGUGCCCUGCGAAGAAUGAACUUGUAAAACACAAAACACAAAAUCUCUCACGCUUGAAGUUCAGCAACCCCGCAUUGUGCCAUGGGAUUCAAAGCGUAGCUUUUAAGUGACGUUGCUUGUUUGCAGAGCUGCUCCGUUUGUCGGGCCUUUCUUCUUGACCGGUGAUAUACUAACCCAGCACUAACAGGCGGGAUGGCCGACGGUGCGAUGGAGCAGCUGCCAUUGCCGACAAGCCUCGCCGAGGUUGAAGCAUUAAUCCGAGCACUCUAUCAGCCAAACCCUCCCGAGACCAUCUCCAAGAUUCAGGAGGUUCUGCAUCGGCUGCAGCGGUCUCCCGAGGGAUGGCAGCUCGCUCAGAGCCUGAUUGCCCACCGUGAGGACGAAAUCAGGUUCUAUGCCGCCCUGACUGUCAUCAUCAAACUCAACCGGGACAGUGCCGGCUUGGGUGAGGACGAUGCGAGGGGCCUCCUCGAAAGCAUCAUGGGCUGGACCAUCCAGUCGCUUGUCGAUGGAGCAGCUAAUUUCGUGACCAAGAAGCUGUGCUCGGCGCUGGUCACCUACUUUGUGCACUUCUCGCACCUGUGGCCCAAUUGCAUCCGGCAUUUCAUCUACUGCCUGGAUCUGGGACGGGGAGCUCCCGUGGAGAGCUUAGACGAUGCCCUCCAGACCGAUAUCCUCGUCGCCAAGCUGGACCGCCCGAAGCUGAAUGUGGCGAUAUGGUUCGCUACCACGCUUGUCGAGGAGGUUGGCAAGACGGAUAUGACGGCGCCCAAGUUCAUCCAGGUACAUGGUCGCCUGGUCAAAAAUGCCUCCGAUGCUGCCUGUCUUCUCGCCCGCGGGUUCGAACCUCCUCCCGACAAGCCGGAACUGAAGACUCAGGGAGACGCCCUCAGUUGUUUCCAGGCCUGGAUUCUGUAUGCGCAGCGCGCAUCACCCAACCCCGAGCUAGUCGGCCAGUUGAGGCAGCUCGUCAGCCCUGCUAUUAACUGCUUUGCAGACGACAGCCUAUUCCAGCCCACCGCCGAGCUAUUCAGCGACGUGCUGGCCAACUAUUCCGCUUUCUUCACCAACGAGCACUACAAUGCCCUCGCCUCGCUGUUCGAAAGCCCCUGGGCUGCCGAGCAUUACCGGCGCUUGCUCCACGGCAAUCACCACGAGGACGGCAUCGCGUUCGGCCUGCUGAUGCUGGCCUACGGAGACGCCAAGGUGCAAGAUCUCAUGCAUAGCACCGACCGCCGCUCGCAGCAGUUUCUGGAGAGCCUGAGUGGGCUCCUCGCUGCCGACGGCUACCUUGUGGGCGAGGACACCAUCUUCGUCCCUGCGCUCGAGUUCUGGUCCACGUUCAUCGAGACCAUGAUCGAUUCCACAUACUCGGACGAGCAGGCCGCCCAGACCUGGAGACCGUACGCCGAGCAGCACCUCAAAGCUGUGGUGAUGAACUGUUGGCGCAAGAUCCAGUGGCCGCCGGCCGAGACCUUUGCGGAAUGGGACUCGACCGAGCGCGUGGCCUUCGGCGAUGCCAGGAAGGACGUCACCGACAUGCUCCAGUCCGUCUUCACGCUCGAAGGCCUGAGCCUCGUCUCCUUUUUCGUCGGUCUCUUCCUGCAGGGCCUCGCGGCUCAGUCGUGGCCCGAGCUCGAGGCCUCGGCCUUCUGUCUCGGCGCGCUCUCCGACUGUAUCUCGGACGACGCCAAAUGUGACCCCGAGCUAAGCAAGGUCUUCGCUUCUCCUUUCCUCGACCUCCUGGGCCAGGGCCAUGGCCUGAUUCCGCUGCGCCUCCGGCAGACGGGACUGGCCCUGAUCGAGCGGUAUUGCGAGUACUUUGAGCGCAACUCGCAGUUCCUGCCGAAUGUGCUCAACCUGCUCUUUGCUGCUGUGGGCGACUCUGUUCUUGGAGGCCCGUCAGCGCGCUCCAUCUCUACGCUCUGCUCCUCAUGUCGCUCGAUCCUCACCGGGGAGGCCGGCGCGUUUAUCAGGCAUUACCAGAGCAUCCGCAGCAGCCAGGUGCUCGACUCGCUGGCCGAGGAGAGGAUCGUGCUCUCCAUCGCAUCUAUCAUCCAGGCCAUCAAAGACGAAACCCAGAGACUGGGCAUGUUUGAGGAGCUCUACAACUUCCUCAAGCGAGACUUUGAGCUCGCUGUCCAGCUCAAGGCAAACCCCAGUCUGCUGAACCUUCAACAUCCGGAUUUCCUCCGAGGGCUCGACCCACCGAAUCCGCAGUCUGUGCCGCCGGUCGAGGAGAUCGCACUGCAGAUUGCCCUCCGGUCCAUGAGAUGCCUCGCCAGCAUGGCCAAGGGCAUGCAGGAUGUGAAGGAGCAUCCCAUCGACCUGGACAGCGAACCGCCAUCCCAUCACGGCAAUACAAGCCUCGCCGGCCUGCAAGAGAACAUCAUGCGGGUGCUGGUGGAAGUGCAACGGGUUUUCCACGCCAGCGGGGAGGUCGUGGAGAUCAUCUGCAAUAUCUUCCGCGCCGGCUUCUCCGAGACAGAGCUCGGCCCGUUCGUGUUUCCGCCGGACGUCGUGACGGACUACUUCGUCCAGCAGCGGUUUGAGACGCCGCGGAUUGGCACUCUGCUGAGCACCGCCUGCUCGUUCGUCGGAAGCCUCUAUCGCGGACCAAAGGUCUACGUGCCCGCGCAGCUGGGGCGGCUUCUGCCGUGGGUGAUUUCCAUCCUCCAGGCUCUGCCAGAGCCAGAAGCCGACACGGAGGUCUCGCUCAACGGCAUCUCCUUCGUCGACAAAGUCAUGUCCAAAUACCCCGAAGCCGUCUUCCAUCCAGCGCACCACUCGCUGGUCGAAUUCUUUUUCCUGUUUUCCCUCAAAGUCCUCGACAGCAAAGAGCCCCUCCCCAAGGGGGCAGCGGCCGAAUUCUGGGCGAACUUCAUCUCCCUCAAACCAGAUUCCCUCACCACCACCACCACCACCUCCUCCUCCUCCUCCUCCUCCUCCAGCUCCAGCGGGAAUAAUAAUGAGAUCCAGCAAACCCUGAGCGCAGCAAUGUCGCACCUGGGCCCGCUGCUCGCCCGCUCGCUCGUGUCCAACAUCGGGGGCCACGCCGCUCGGUCGGAGCUCGACAAGCUGAGCGAGCCGCUCAAGCGGCUGGUCACGACGCGCGUCGAGGCCCAGAGCUGGCUGCGUCAGGCGCUGCUGGACGACUCGCUGUUUGGCGUGGGCGGCGCGGCCGAGAGGGUCGGCCGCGGGGAGAGGGAGAUGUUUCUUAGGAGGGUUGUUGGGUUAAGAGGAUCGCGCCAGACGAACCAGGUCGUCAGGGAAUUCUGGAUGGCCUGUCGUGGGUCCAACUUCUCGUAUGCCUCUUAGCGGGGCCGGGCGGAAGUGAGAGCCUGGGGGAA
This is a messenger RNA of Chaetomium strumarium, 3377 nucleotides long. Its product is annotated as armadillo-type protein. The transcript has 7 exons. Gene Ontology annotation, biological process: protein import into nucleus. NCBI's taxonomy places the organism in Eukaryota, Fungi, Ascomycota, Sordariomycetes, Sordariales, Chaetomiaceae. The record is from RefSeq and is a predicted model, not a curated record. Bases 220 to 3345 code for a protein of 1041 amino acids. Gene Ontology annotation, cellular component: cytoplasm.